Molecule: messenger RNA, 1499 nt
Organism: Drosophila hydei
Lineage: Eukaryota; Metazoa; Arthropoda; Insecta; Diptera; Drosophilidae
Gene: Ctns
Product: cystinosin homolog
Exons: 10
Coding region: 264-1448 (394 amino acids)
Biological process (GO): L-cystine transport
Cellular component (GO): lysosomal membrane
Molecular function (GO): L-cystine transmembrane transporter activity
Source: RefSeq, a predicted model, not a curated record
CGACAGAAGGCGUCUCCGUGAUUUUCUGUUGUAGAAUGCAGUAAAUCGCAGCGCAUCACGCCGUUAAGGGUAUGUAGUAGUCAGGCACACCCGAUCACAGCACACUGGCUCGUUUCAUAUAAAGUAUUGAGGCGCCGUUGUACGGUGCCUCAGUAUCUUGAGAGUCGCGUAUCGUUGAACACACUUUAAGCUAGCGAGUGCUCUUGGUAAUUAAAAUGGUAAAGGAACAACUUAAUUUGCAGGUGUUUUAAGACGACAAAAAAAUGGUUUAUCGUUGGCGUUAUUUGCGCCAAUUGCUUGUUGUUGUAUUGUACGUUACAAUUGGACUAUCAGGAGCAACAGCAAAUAAUUUACUUACCGUCAACACUCACGACUUGACAGUGUUGGUAAAUGACAAUAAAAGUUUUGUGGUUUAUGUCAGCGAAGACCUAACGGAAGACAUCUCAGUAACUCUGAUCAAACAGUAUGACAAUCAUUUGGAUUUGGAUCCCGAAUCUUUUAUAUGCCUCAAAGGCACUUCAGCCCAACAAACUGUUGUUGUAACGGGUCUAGCGGCGGGUCAUGUGGAGGUUACAGCGAAGAGCAACUCUAACGACUUAUCAAUCACUGAAAAUGUUUUUGUUCGUGUCCUUGUGGCCAAGUCGAAUGCCAUAAUCUAUGCUUCCAUUGUUUUUGGCUGGAUAUAUUUUGUGGCCUGGUCCGUGUCGUUUUAUCCACAAAUCUGGAUCAACUAUAGGCGUAAAUCGGUUGAGGGCUUAAACUUCGAUUUUCUAGCACUGAAUAUUGUUGGCUUCACUCUGUAUAGCAUGUUCAACUGCGGACUCUUCUUUAUCAAAAGUCUACAAGACGAAUAUAGCGAACGACAUCCGCGCGGCGUUAAUCCGGUUAUGCUGAAUGAUGUCGUCUUCUCAUUGCAUGCCAUGUUUGCAACAUGCAUUACAAUCGGACAGUGCUUCAGAUAUGAGCGUGGACAGCAACGAGUAUCAAGGAUCGCAUAUGGUCUCUUGUUGAUAUUUGCGCUUUUGGUAAUCAUAUCAAUGGGACUGGCUGGUGGCUCUGUUAUACACUGGCUAGAUUUUCUAUACUACUGCAGCUAUAUCAAAUUGACGAUUACAAUUAUUAAAUAUAUUCCACAAGCGCUAAUGAACUAUAAGAGAAAAAGUACUGAGGGAUGGAGUAUUGGUAAUAUUUUAUUGGACUUUACUGGUGGCACACUGAGUAUGCUACAAAUGUUAUUAAAUGCUCAUAAUUAUGAUGAUUGGGCUUCAAUAUUUGGUGACCCAACCAAGUUUGGCCUUGGCCUUUUCUCAGUGCUCUUUGACGUAUUUUUCAUGCUUCAACAUUACGUAUUUUACAGGCAUUCCAACAAACGGGCGGAAACAGUUUCAGAUUUAACGACAGACACUGCGGCACCAAACGAUGUUCAUAUUGAUACAACAAUCAAAUAGAGUUAGGCGGAAUAUUCAUAUUAUUGUUGACUGUUGAACGUUGAAAGUUUG